Messenger RNA from Phoenix dactylifera (date palm), 3054 nucleotides. RefSeq names its product ATP-dependent RNA helicase-like protein DB10. Lineage: Eukaryota; Viridiplantae; Streptophyta; Magnoliopsida; Arecales; Arecaceae. Gene Ontology annotation, molecular function: protein binding; RNA helicase activity; nucleic acid binding. The record is from RefSeq and is a predicted model, not a curated record.
AGUUCCACCCGUCCUCCCAUUACAAAGGGACGGGUGGCGCUCCCGUGAGGGAGAUACUUCGGAUUCCCCGUGUCUCUGUCGGCCCAGAAAAGCCUUGGGUUCCCCACCGGAAUCUCAUCUUCCGAAAGCAGCGGAGGCCAGCGUCCUCCCCUCAGCCUCUCUCUCUGGGGUUUCUGCUUCCAGAUUGCAAUCGAUCGAUUGAGCGCGCUGAUUUGAUUUGCGGGCGAUAGAAGAGAAGAUCUCCCAGGAUGACCGCGUCGGCAUCGGCUUUGUCGAGCGGGCCGAGGUACGCCCCGGAGGACCCGAGGCUCCCCAAGCCCUGGAAGGGCCUGGUGGACGGGAGCACGGGCUACCUCUACUACUGGAACCCGGAGACCAACGUCACCCAGUACGAGCGGCCCGUCGCCGAUCUCCCGGCUCCCCCUCCUCUGCUGCUGCCUCUCCCUUCUCAUCCUCCUCCGAAAUCUGGUUCCGUCGCCGUCAGCUCCACCGUCCUUCAAUCCCACCAUCAGAAGCAGAGGAAGCGGGAGCGGGACUCUCAUGAUGAUGAUGGCCGCUACGGCCGCUCUCGCAGCAGCCAUCAGCAUGGAGGUGGCAGAGGUAGCAGCAGUCAUAACCGUGGGUAUGGUGCAAAGGAUUCACAGGAUUCGAGGAUGGCAUCUGCCAGAGGUCAUAGAUCAUCGUCGGAUGGGAGAGGUUCUGUGUCUGUGGAAGCAUAUCGCCAUCAGCAUGAAAUAAUAGUCACUGGAGAUGAUGUACCAGCACCAUACAUGACAUUUGAGUCGGCAGGCUUUCCCUCAGAAAUUCUAAAAGAGGUACACCAUGCGGGUUUCUCUGUUCCCACUCCUAUUCAGGCUCAGUCUUGGCCAAUUGCAUUACAAAGUCGUGAUAUUGUAGCCAUUGCAAAGACAGGAUCAGGCAAAACACUUGGUUAUCUUAUUCCAGGGUUCAUGCAUCUUAAGCGCCUCUGUAACAACUUUAAAAUGGGUCCAACAGUAUUGGUCCUAUCACCAACUAGGGAGCUGGCAACGCAGAUACAAGAUGAAGCUGUGAAGUUUGGGAGAGCAUCAAGAAUUUCGUGCACGUGUUUAUAUGGAGGUGCCCCAAAAGGUCCCCAGUUGAGGGAUUUAGACCGAGGUGUAGAUGUUGUGGUUGCAACUCCAGGAAGACUGAAUGACAUUUUAGAGAUGAGAAGAGUAAGCCUCUGUCAGGUGUCAUAUCUGGUUCUUGAUGAGGCUGACCGAAUGCUGGACAUGGGUUUUGAGCCACAGAUAAGGAAAAUUGUGAAAGAGAUACCAAAUCGUCGGCAGACUCUUAUGUUUACUGCUACCUGGCCAAAGGAAGUUAGGAAAAUAGCUGCAGAUCUACUUGUUCAUCAUGUUCAGGUUAACAUUGGGAGCAUAGAUGAUCUUGUUGCGAACAAUGCGAUCACGCAGUAUGUGGAAGUAAUCACACCUAUGGAAAAACUCAGACGGUUGGAACAGAUAUUGCGAUCCCAAGAUCCAGGGUCUAAGAUCUUAAUAUUUUGCUCAACAAAGAGGAUGUGUGACCAGCUUGCUAGGACCCUCACUCGUCAGUUUGGUGCAGCUGCUAUUCAUGGUGACAAGUCUCAAGGUGAGAGGAACAGGGUUUUAAACCAAUUUCGAACUGGAAGGUCCCCCAUACUAGUAGCUACUGAUGUUGCUGCUCGAGGCUUGGACAUCAAAGAUAUCAGGGUUGUGGUCAACUAUGAUUUCCCCACGGGUGUUGAAGACUAUGUUCACAGGAUUGGCAGAACUGGUAGGGCAGGUGCCACUGGUGUGUCUUACACGUUCUUCUGCGAUCAGGACUCAAAGUAUGCAGCAGAUCUUGUCAAAGUUCUGGAAGGGGCAGACCAGCAUGUUCCCAAGGAGUUAUGGGACAUGGUUUCACGUGGUGGGUAUGGUGGGAAGUCCCGCCGUUGGGGUUCUCGCUCUGUUGCUCGUGAUGGUGGCUGCCCGCGUGGACGUAGUGAUAUUAGUUAUAGGGGAAGGGAUGUGCAUGGCCUGCUACCAUCCGGUAGAGCAGAUAGUGGCCGUGGCAGUCAUGGACGCGAUGUUCUCGAGCCUCCUCGUGAUAGAUAUGGUCAUGGAUAUCAAGAUGGUCAUGAGGUAGAGAUUCGUGACCGCAAAUCCAGAGGUAAAUGCCGUAGCCGCAGUCGCAGCCUUAGCUGGAAUAACAGCCAGAGGUACAGCCCGAGCCCUGUGAAGGGGCGUGUUGGGUGGGGCAAUAGCUGCAGCAGGAGCUGGAACCAUGGCCACAGUCGAAGCAGGAGCCGUAGUCGCAGUCCUAGCCGUGGCAUCGACCAAUAUGGUGACCGGCAUGGUGAGGAGGCUGGGCAAACACUUCGGGAAUCACCAGUAUCAAGGAGAAGAGUGCCUUCACCAAUCAAUGAUCAGAUUGGCAAUCCUGUCGAUUCAUCAAAAAUGCCAUCUUACGAAGAUCAGAGGGGAUCACCUCCAUAUAACGGUGAGGACAUGGAAAGGGUUCAACCAGAUCGCUCACCUAGCGUUCAGAAUGAGACAUCUGAAUGCCUGUAUAGUAAUAUUGACAAUGGAAAGCAAGGAAUAUCAGCUAACCCAGCACAGUGGCAUCGAGGAUCUCCAUGGGACCAUGGGGAUGCUGAAGGGCCUAAUGAGGGAUCGGUUCGAUCACCGUUAGUGCCAUGCAAUAGGAGUGGGGAGGAAGAAGAGGAAGGAAUGAUUCCUGCUGAUGGAGAGGAUGGUGUGAUGCCCUUUGAAGAGGGUACAACAUCGCCUAAAAUGGCGGCAGCUGAGCAACCUGAGUCAUCAAUUGAUAAUAUCGAAAAUUAAAAUGGCCCCUAAGCUCACUUGUCUUGCUGGGUUGGCACGUCUGGGCACCCUCUUCUACUUUGAUUUCUGGUGGCCGAUGUGUUGUGAAUUUGCAACAUUAUGAUAAGAAUAAUAUGGAUUAAUAAUAACAGGUACCAAAGCUUGUUUUUCUGUGAGGUACUGAAACAUUUGGUUGCUUGUAACCUCCGGAUAGAUUAUCGUUAAAUUUUUUUUUUUUUGGCUA